Messenger RNA from Argentina anserina (silverweed cinquefoil), 375 nucleotides. RefSeq names its product oleosin Ara h 15.0101-like. The transcript has a single exon. The record is from RefSeq and is a predicted model, not a curated record. Gene Ontology annotation, biological process: lipid storage. Gene Ontology annotation, cellular component: membrane; monolayer-surrounded lipid storage body. Bases 1 to 375 code for a protein of 124 amino acids. Lineage: Eukaryota; Viridiplantae; Streptophyta; Magnoliopsida; Rosales; Rosaceae.
AUGAUCAACACCGCGCCAUUCGCCUCUUCCAAGAAGCCCGAUGAGCCAGUGGCCUCUCGCGACCGGACCAGCACGGCCAAGGUCUUGACCACAAGAGCAGUCGGUGCCACUUUCCUAGUCUUGUCCGUGUUAGCUUUAACCGGGUCCGUGAUGGUCCUGAUCUUUGCCUCCCCAGUUGUAGUGCUGUUUAGUCCAAUCCUAGUUCCGGUAGGGAUAGUCUUGUUCCUUGCAGCGAGUGGUUUGAUUUUCUCCGGCGGAUGCGGCGUGGCGGGGAUUACGGCACUGUCAUGGUUGUAUAGAUAUGCAUCUGACUACCUCGCUGCCAAGAGAAGGGCUCAAGCAUAUGGGGCUUCCUUCGCGCAAAUCGGUUUAUGA